AUGGCGGAUUCUUAUGCCGACCCUCACGCGCUAUCACGGUCUGCCUCGGAGCCACAGCUUGCGCAGUCCCCGGUCGGACCUUCUGCUAUGCCGCGGGAAUACGGCUACGCCUUGAGCAGCACUACUUUCGCUUCCCCGCAUCCCGUCGACUGGACGCUGUCCGAGUUCCUUUGGCAUGUAUUCCAGUAUGGACGUGAUGUACAUCGUUCCCGUACCCAUGCGGGCAUUGUUCAGAAGUUUUUGAAGGGGAAAACCCAAUAUACACCUGCAAUGAUAUUAGACUUAUGGCUGAAACAUCCUGACGGGUGCAUACCUGAUGGCGGGCCUCUGUAUGCCACAACACCACCCUUCACGGAAUUCAAACCUGUACGGCAAGCUCUGACAGCAUUUGCUGCCCAGAUCGUUCGCAAGACAGUCAUCAAGGAGGCGGAAUCCGCGGUUAUACGCAAACACCAACCACUUACAUGGCAGCUUGCUCGCGCCAUCGCCUAUAGUGAGCAUCCUGUAGUGAUGCAGGCAAUCAGCUCACUGAACUUCUCCCGCACUAAUCGAGCGAACCUUUUCCCCACUGCGCUCGGUCUGCUGAACUUUGUGCUGUCGGCACCGUACGAUCUCUUCCUUCACAACUCCCGCCUCGGUACAAUGCCGGCCUAUAGCACUGUCUGCAAGACGCUCAAAGGCCUGGCCGAGCACGAGGCCGAGGUGAUCAAGCUGCACGGUAAAGACCCAAAGUCAGUUGGCAUCAUUUGGCUUGAUAACGUCCAGAACUACCUCUUGCAACGGGAUGAGCGCAUAGGCCGAGAAAACACCCUGAACAUCGGCAUAGCGGCGACAUACGUUGAGGUCCCCAACUGCCCGCCGAGCGCCAUGGAUCUUGAAGACAAGCGGCGGCGGAUUGCGGAGAACCGGAGGAAGGAUCUGUCAGUGGAGCAGCUGGUCAGCUUUGUAGACAUGGAGCAUCGCGAGGUCGUCGGGAUCCUGCAAUGGCUUCGCGUUCUCACGCGCUAUGUCCCCGAGCUCGAUUCCUAUCGGGAGGAGGUCUCUCUGCGGUAUCGGACUCGUGGUGCUAAGCAUCGUCUCCCUGCAACCCCCUCUCGCGUGCAUCCGCUUGCGACGAGCGGCAAAAACGAGACGAUCACGACGGAGUUGAAGGACGCCCUCCUGGACUUUCUCGAGCAAACAGGCCAGACCCCAGAUGCUUUCAAAAAGCAGCUCUUCAUGCUAGGCGGGGACGGUUUGACGUACGAGAAGAUCGUUCAGCUGCGGAACUACUUACAGUUCCACGACAACGAGCUUGACAGUUUGGAGGUCACGGAGCCUGUCCUGGCGCCCUGGCAUACUGCUUGGGCCGAUCUAAGCCGUAUCUUUGAGACCCACUGGGGCGACUUACUCGCCAAGGAUCCGUCUACUUUGGGACACAGCGCUGCGAAGUUAGGCCGACGUGCCCCUUCGAACCUCAAGAAGGUCGACUUCCACUUCGGCACAGAGCUGGCCUAUCUGGUGCUAGAUGCUCGCAUGCUUGAUUGUUGGCGCCUGCACUUCAAACAAAAUGACCUCUUCGCUCACUUCGCAACCCUUGCCCGGAGCGGAAGCCUUCCGUCUUUUGAAGAGCUCGAGGUGAUCGCCAAGAAACUGUACCGUGCAUACUCGAGCAACCGUGCUGUCGAAAGAGCUCAGUACAGCUCUGACCCUGCUGAGGGGUUUCCACCGGAUGAAUGGGAACAGACUGUUCCUGUUGGCGAUCCCUGGCACUCGCCUGAGGGACCGUGUACUGAGAGCCGGAUACCCCAAACAAGCGCAGUUCCCUCGGCCACGCCGCAAGCGUCUUCUUCGUCGAUACCACAAGCAUCGCAGCCGACAUCCGACUCCCGCCACAAGACGAAGACGAAAGGAUCACCGGGUUCGAACGCCGGAGAGAAACCAAGCCCGAGUACUACGGAGAAAAAGUCGAACUCAACCGUGUUCAACGGCGAUCAAGUGCUUUCUAACUCCAUUGCGUUCAUGAGAGACACUUGGGUUUCACGGGAGUUCUUGUACGCGGUGGCCGAGGGAGACGUCGGGCGAGUUUACGAGGCCAUGAAGAUGAUGCUCUUGACGUUUGCAGGGUCUUCGCAUACAAAGUACACGGGAUAUCUCCUCGAAUUCAUCUGCUCUCUGGAGCUCGAGUCGAGUCCGGAACUACGGGAGAUGAUCCUCAGCACGAUCCUCAUCAAUCUCACUGGACAACCUGGCCGCUUCUCGCCGGGGGACCUCAUACAAGAGUACUUCAACCGCCUGCUCCAGGCCAUUGCGGAGCGCAAGGGAGUCGAGUACAACGACAACUUCAUUCGCAACAUUCUCUCCAGAAAUCUGCACCAUCUAUCACGUCUUCAAUCCGACUUGAAGGAAGGCCUUGGGCUCUCGGAUCGCUCCGGCCGACACUCUUCUCCUCCCACACGCACAGAAUUGACCGUGCUUCUUCGCGAAUAUCGGUCGCUGCAACUUCACUCACGGCGCGUUGGACGACACUAUCUCACCCCCACAACAACCACCCCAGUCUCCAAAUAUCCGACAGGAGACAAUCAGCCCACUCGGCUCGAGUACCACCAGCUCGCUGCUACUAACACAGACGACCCCGACGACUCUGACUCCGAACCUGAGGGCGAGCCUUUCGGCGAAGGCCCAGAUCAUCCGGGUCAAAAGGGCAGCACCCGCCCGCGCCUCAUGAUGCCGUGUUUGGUCGAUGGCGAACUGGUUUUUGAGGACCUCGAUCCCACGCAAAAUGCUGAUAGGCUCCUGGAAGCGAUGCAGGAGCGCGCUGGAAAUGGAGAUGCUGAUGAACCCCUCGCUAGCGAUGACGAUGGCGCCAAUGCAGCGGCUUGA
Molecule: messenger RNA, 2862 nt
Organism: Trametes versicolor FP-101664 SS1
Lineage: Eukaryota; Fungi; Basidiomycota; Agaricomycetes; Polyporales; Polyporaceae
Exons: 7
Coding region: 1-2862 (953 amino acids)
Source: RefSeq, a predicted model, not a curated record